AUGCUCCGAAUCGCUGCAGCGCUGUGUGUCCUGGGCCUGGCCUUGGCUGGCCCUCCCGUCUCCCGCUCCAGGGAGGACAUUGAGGCCUUCAGGAAAUACUUGGAGAGCAGCCGGACAGAUGAUGGCGUCCGUCUCUCCUCCCGUAUGCUGCAGAACCCUGACGCCAACGUGUGGGAGAAUAGCGGCAAGUUCGAGGGUGACAUUCUGCUGGACGACUGGCAGGUGGAGGGCAUACUCGCCGACUACUCUGCCGGCAGGAACGCCUACAUCUGGCCAGACACCAGGUGGCCCGGGAAUGUGGUGGUGUAUGAGUUCGGGGCUAAUGAGUUUGACGCUGCGCAGACGCAGGCUAUCCUGGACUCAAUCCGCUGGAUCGAGCACUUCGCAUGCGUGAGGUUCCGCAGGAAGCUGGCCUGGGAGAACAACUAUGUCCUUCUUACUGGUCGUCCGGACGGGUGCUACGCGCAUGUGGGCUACUGGGUGGGCCGCGGGGUCCACAUCAUGAACCUGGCCCGCGACGUGCCCGGCCGCGGCUGCUUCAUGACUGGCGUCAUCAUCCACGAGUGGCUCCAUAUCCUCGGCUUCUUCCACAUGCAGUCCACGUACAACAGGGACGAUUAUGUCCGCAUUCAGUUCAAUAAUGUUGUCGCUGGUAUGGAGUACAACUUCGACCGGUACGGCUCCGACCUGGUGAGCAACCUGGGUCUGCCGUAUGAGUACACCAGCUGCAUGCACUACAGCAGCCACGCCUUCUCCCGCAAUGGCCUGCCCACCAUCGUGCCGCUGAGGAGUUUCGACGGUGAAAUGGGUCAGAUCGAAUACGUCUCCUGGUAUGAUUGGCUCCGACUGAACCGUCAUUACAAUUGCCCAGGUGCCUGGUCUGCAGACUUCGUUACCAGCUUGAGAGAACAGGUGGACAGGGAGUUUGGUCUUGAAGACAAGAGCGAGAAAGUGGUAGUAAAAGAUCUCGAAGACAAGAUGGAGGAGAGUGAUAAAGUGGUCGUUGUCGAUAAUGUUGAGCAAUAA
Aricia agestis (brown argus) is the source of this 1026-nucleotide messenger RNA. Its product is annotated as seminal metalloprotease 1-like. The transcript is spliced from 6 exons. Gene Ontology annotation, molecular function: zinc ion binding; metalloendopeptidase activity. Gene Ontology annotation, biological process: proteolysis. Bases 1 to 1026 code for a protein of 341 amino acids. Lineage: Eukaryota; Metazoa; Arthropoda; Insecta; Lepidoptera; Lycaenidae. The record is from RefSeq and is a predicted model, not a curated record.